GACAUUUCGUAUAAUAUAUAUCUCAUAAUACAUCCACUCUCAGAGUUAGUCGAUGGUCCUUGGUCGUAAAUAUAUCAUUUAUUUACUCGAUUCAAAAUGAAGUCGCUCUUAAAAAUAUAUUCUUACUUUGGGUUUGUUAUUGCACUGACUGUAGCACAAUCGGAAGUUGAGGAAAAGUUUAUAAGUAGCAAAAUUGUACCCGACGUUUUAAAUAAUCCACCAGAAGCGCCAUGCGUGGUAAACUACACAGGGAGAGUCGUAAAAAUCGGUGAAACUUUGGAAAUCUCGAAAACUUUAAUGGAACCUUCGGUACAAUUCGAUUUUGACCCACAAGAAUUCUACACCAUCGCUUUUGUUGACCCCGACGCCCCGAGUCCCAACGCGCCAGCCAUGCGCGAGUUCAAGCACUGGCUGGUGGUGAACGUCCAGAGUUCCUCCAAAGGUGCCCCCGUCCAGGGUUCCUCUGGAGACACCCUGGCGGCGUACAUGUCUCCGGCACCGCUGUCCCCGGCCCCUCACCGGUACAUCGUGCUGGUGUACCGGCAGCCGGGCCGCCUGGAGUUUGAUGAACCUAUUAUCGUUAAGACUGCAGGAAGCUCGGCGCCGCGCACCAACUUCAAAGUGCAGAAAUUCGCUGAAAAGUAUAACUUGACCGGUCCGGUGUGCGGUUCGUUCUUCUAUGAACAAAUGAAUAAGGUUAUUUCAUUGUAAGUGUGAAAUAAAAUUACAAAUAAAUACCUAAUACCCUC
Molecule: messenger RNA, 749 nt
Organism: Plutella xylostella (diamondback moth)
Lineage: Eukaryota; Metazoa; Arthropoda; Insecta; Lepidoptera; Plutellidae
Product: protein D2
Source: RefSeq, a predicted model, not a curated record